AUGCGUCCCACGUCGCAACAUCCAAGACCGAUUUCCUACGCUACACCAAAGCCGUCCUCAAUUUUGCAGAAGGAACCUUUUCCACUCAUCGAGCCACCGUGGCUAACGCAGAUACCGAAAGAUGACACAGAUGACAUCUGCAACGCCCUUUUUGAAGCUGCAGCCAUUCCCUUGAAGAAUCUGGAUGACCUGUGUGCGCAGCUGACUCACAUUCCCAACGACGGAGAAAAGAACUCCGUCAGCUUCUUUUUAACUAGGCCCAUCGGGCAACCACCCAGAGGUAUUCCACCUCCUUGGCGCGGAGAUGUGAACCAUCUGUUUGAAGAAAUGCUUCGAGAUGAGGUUAUAAAGCCAUCCAAGUUACCAUGGGCCCCUCCUAUCGCGAUGGUAAAGAAGAAGGACAGCAAACUGCAAUUGUGCAUCGACUGUAGGAAGUUGAAUGCCGUAACCAUGGCUCCUUACAUAGGUCGCAGUGGUUCUCCACCUUAG
Molecule: messenger RNA, 489 nt
Organism: Echinococcus granulosus
Lineage: Eukaryota; Metazoa; Platyhelminthes; Cestoda; Cyclophyllidea; Taeniidae
Product: RETRotransposon-like protein
Exons: 3
Coding region: 1-489 (162 amino acids)
Source: RefSeq, a predicted model, not a curated record